Molecule: messenger RNA, 1155 nt
Organism: Solanum dulcamara
Lineage: Eukaryota; Viridiplantae; Streptophyta; Magnoliopsida; Solanales; Solanaceae
Exons: 1
Coding region: 1-1155 (384 amino acids)
Source: RefSeq, a predicted model, not a curated record
AUGUUUUCUUACUUGACGAACUCAAGGAGACUGUUUACAUGUAUCGACCUUUGGGCUAUCGGGGAUCCUGAUAGAUCUAAUUAUGUGUGUUUACUGAAGAAAUCUUUUUAUGGGCUAAAACAAGCUCCACGGGCUUGGUAUAAGCGAUUUGCUGAUUAUGUCUGUACCCUUGGAUUUUCUCACAGUAAGAUCGAUCAUUCCUUGUUUGUUUAUCGUCAAGGUACUUCUAUGGCUUAUCUUUUAUUGUAUAUCGACGAUAUUAUUUUAACUGCUUCCUCUAAUGUGCUCCGCCGGUCUAUCAUAUCGCUUCUUAGCUCCGAAUUUGCUAUGAAUGAGUUGGGCCCAUUGAGUUAUUUCUUGGGCAUUGCUGUCACUCGUCAUACAAGUAGUUUAUUUUUAUCUCAAAGGAAGUAUGCGGCUGAGAUCAUUAACCGAGCUGGCAUGUCAUCGUGUAAGCCAUCUCCUACUCCGGUUUCUCCAAAGUUGAAGUUUGGGUCUACUACGAGCAUACCGUUUGAAGACCCAUCUCUUUAUCAAAAUCUUGCAGGGGAAUUGCAAUACCUCACGUUCACGAGAUCGAAUAUUACUUAUGAUGUGCAAAAUGUAUGCUUAUUCAUGCAUGACCCACGAGAUGAGCACAUGAACGCUCUCAAGCACAUCGUGCGCUACCUACAAGGUACUUUGGAUUAUGGUCUUCACCUGUAUCCCUCUUCCACAACCACUCUUGUCUCGUAUACUGAUGCUGAUUGGGGUGGGUGCCCCGAUACACGACGUUCGACUUCGGGUUAUUGUAUUUUUAUGGGUGAUAACUUGAUCUCAUGGUCCGCCAAACGUCAAGCUACUUUGUCCCGUUCGAGUGCAGAGGCAGAAUAUCAAGGAGUUGCCAAUGUGGUUUCUGAGUCGUGUUGGUUGCGAAACUUGCUUUUGGAACUUCAUUCUCCUAUUCCACGGGCUACUUUGAUUUACUGUGAUAAUGUUAGCUCCAUUUAUCUAGCUGGUAAUCCUGUUCAGCAUCAACGCACUAAGCACAUUGAGAUGGAUAUAUAUUUUGUAUGGGAAAAAGGUGGCUCGUGGCCAGGUUCGAGUAUUACAUGUCCCCUCUCAUUAUCAGAUUGCAGAUAUCUUCACCAAAGGCCUUCCAUUGGUGUUAUUUGA